Molecule: messenger RNA, 2961 nt
Organism: Rhizoctonia solani
Lineage: Eukaryota; Fungi; Basidiomycota; Agaricomycetes; Cantharellales; Ceratobasidiaceae
Product: WD40 repeat protein
Exons: 25
Coding region: 1-2961 (986 amino acids)
Biological process (GO): proteasome-mediated ubiquitin-dependent protein catabolic process
Cellular component (GO): GID complex
Molecular function (GO): protein binding
Source: RefSeq, a predicted model, not a curated record
AUGUUGGGGUUUACUGGAAGGCGUCGCCAAGGUAUGGCAUUGGCGCUCAACGAUAAUUCUUGCGUACUUAUUCAUGGUGCUGGUUGGUCUCCAGGACUGCUCAAGCGCCGGUCAUCGCAGUGGGAGGACCCGAGAAGAUAUCAGAUGAUUGUCAGCACGUUAAUUCGUUGGUUCCUAUCUGCCAAAGAGCCACGAAACUUCAUCACAAAGCGAGGCUGCUUACCGAUUGCUAUUCUAGUCACCAAGGAUGUGCCGCUAUCAAUGAACCGAGGAGAUACUGAAAGGUUCCGUGCCUUCCAGCGAUCAAUUGGUCUCCUAGAUCUCAAGUUACAAUCCUUUGCCAACGCUAUUCGCCAACUUGGGUCCAGCGUCGGGUUACUUGAUUCAACUACUUGUAUUCAAGAACGCCUCCCACAGAUUCUUCGCCUCUUUCGAGAAAACGCAUCAAGGUUGUUCAAAACUGGCGUCGUCAUGCAAGAUCCGGAUGCUCAAGCUCACACUUCUCAACGAUAUGAAAGGCGAAGUGAUUCAUGGAGGGAAACCCGCAGACAAUCACUAGCUUUGAGCGCGGGCUCACUUAACAUCAACACCUUUCCAUCUCAAUUGAAAUCAUUGGCUACCGACCUGAUCACAUUCGUAGACCGCCUUAAUGAUGUCCCUGAAUUUGUUGAUACGGCGGUGCACACUACUCAUGGGCCUGUAGUUGAAUCAUGCAGAGCAUUUGCUGGAGAUUUGCAAUAUCGUGCUGACUGCCUUAGUGAAUUCGAAGAUAAACUUGAUGAUAUAGCGGUUGUUCGGCACAUUAAUGAACUAACAGGAGAUAUAGGGUCUCAAGCAGACCACCUGAUGAAUGCGUUGCAUGGAUUCAUUGAAGUAGGCAUACCCGCUAUUCUUUACUCCCAAGAGCGGACUGCAACUAACCUUCAAAACCUCUCAGCUGUGGCGACUUUUUUUAGCGCCGUGACGGCAACGACAAUUCAGGUACAGCUUGGAAUAUAUGCUACCAGAAACAGGACGGAUUUCUACAACAUCUACUUAAUGCCUUGUGGAUCAGUCGCUAUGAAUGCACAGCUUGCAUAUCAUUUGUUCUCAUAUAGUAGUGCCCAACCCCCGGCAGUAAAUGCGAUUGUCACGGCUUUUACUGCUUUCACGUCGUUUACCCUGCUAUGUGUUGGGAUGUGGUUUGCGUUUGAACGCUUGACGUAUUCACGAACUCAAGGGAGACGUUGGCUACUUCAAAUCAUUGACGAUGGCAUAAAGGACCUAUGGAAAGCCAAAUCUCUGGUAGGCGCGUCCCUGCGCUUUAUUUAUAAUGUAUACAUUCGAUGGAAGAACAUAACGCGCGGGGUCGGUGGGAUUUGCUUUCGGGUCGUCCGUCGUAACAGGUCAUCGGCCCCAAGCGAUCUCCAGGAUAACACGAAGGCAGACGAGGAGGCACAGCGCGACGAGGUCCAGUACGGAGCUAUGCCUGAGAAUCCGAUCGUCGGAGAAUGUAGUCGUUCCAAGCCCCCUAGAAGGCGAUACCCGUGGCCUGUGAGAACCGAAAGUCGGGGGCAGAAUCAACCGACCAAACCGGCCUCUGUAUCCCUGGAUAAUCAGACCUCUGGAGACGUUACUAUGUCAUUGAAUCAUCCAAUGGCCCUAAGCCCCACCAGUGCUAUACCUUCGGUGACUUAUGUCGCGCAAGGAGAGAGAAGGUUUUCCAGACAACUGAACGCGAUUAGAGCAGGGCUAUUCCAAAGAUCUCUUGUUGGAACACAGGAUUUUCUGGUGGAUGUGGGGGUGGGAAUGCCAAAACUACGGACCCAACUCGUACUUAAGUUGCCAAGCCACCACAUCGGUCAGGUUGGACAUCUUCAAUUCUCACCAGAUGGACAGAGCUUCGCAACCUGCAGUUGGGAUAGAGCGGCUUAUGUCUGGAAGAUUCAGAAUGAAGAACCCGGGAAUUCCACGGAGUUCAAAAUGUUGGGGAGACUGGUACAUCCUGGUAUGCCUGAUGGGACCGAUAUUGGGAGAGUGAUUUGGAGUCCUAGUGGACAACAACUGGUGACACAGUACCGUGGAUCUAUAGCACUCUGGAAUCCUAUGAAGAAUAUGUAUUAUCAGAAACAUGCUGUUCGGCGGCAGCAUGUACAGUCUGUAGUCUGGAUGCCAUCGGGAUCUGGGUUUUUGUCGACAGAGUGGAUUCCGUCAUUAGAGAUCCAAUCAAGGGAGCCCAUAAGUCAAGCAGCAGCACUUCGAGGCUCAGAAUUAGUUAAAUUUGAUGUCACAGGCAGGCAGGUGGCGAGCCAAACAUACAAGUUGUAUUGGUUACAAGUCUGGGACUUGGCGAUCAUGCCCGACGAGAAAAGAGUGGUUACUGUGGCGUCAUUGGUCCAGUCUCAGAACGAGUACAGACCAAUCAAUACUGACCACCAGAAGCGGAUACUUGUUUACAACCUGGAGACGGGGACGACCGAGAGUCAAAUGCCGUUGAUGGUUGAUGUCAGGGGCAUCAUGCUUGGAAAAACGGGAACUAUUGAUCGUGCUCUGGUGUCUUACGAGAAUAAUGUACCUCAAGCAUGGCAUAUUGAACAAGAUAACCCGGAAAAGACCUCUCGACUCAAGCUUAUAAAGACAUAUUACCCAAAGUACUCAACGAGCUACUAUGUCAGCCUCCUGUGGAGUUUGCAGGGAUCAGCUACUUUGGGACACUUGGCAGAAAUACCUGUGUACUUGCAACAUCGAGAGGUUUCUGGGGAAAUCUGCAUUUGGGACCUUCCAACUGGAAAUCUGAUACAUACACAUUUUGUCCCAUCGAGCCAGGAAUUCACAGGACUAGCGCAGAAUCCCAAACCGGCAGGAAACAACUUCAUGUUUGCCUCAGCUAUGACGGAUGGGACGGUCAAUAUCUGGAUAACGGCAACAGAGCCAACAUCAAGUACCUCUAGUAAUACGGGUUCAGCUUCAAAGAUCACUUGA